AUGGUCCGUCUGAAUCGCAUACUCCAGCAAAUUAACGACUUCAAUAUUCGAGCCUCCGAGUCCCAAUUGGACUCCGUGUCCAUAAAAAGUGACGUCGAAAGUCUAUCUAAACAACUUGACAUAUGGCUCAAAGAACUUCCCGACCACAUACGGGACACGCGCGCAAACAUGAUCGAUUAUGCAGAACAAGGACUUGGGCGAAUGUUUGUCGCUAUCUACUUGGGAUACUAUCACUUUGGCCAGAUGCUUUUCUAUCGAUUUUUACAUGAGGAUUCACGAGCAUUCGACAUCAGCACGCGGUAUUACGCAAACAAAUGCAAGCAGCAUGCAGGCAGUCUAUGUGAUAUCCUCUAUGCAUCUGAAGAGAUACCAGGGUGUGACGUCAAGUACAACAUGGUUGGGCAUGUGGUCGUGAUCGCAUCGACAGUGCAAAUUCACAGUCUUUUGUUUGAGGGUGAAGAGGCCAACGUCUCACUAGCUAAAACACGAUUGGAAAAGAACUUCUGCAUUUUAACCCAACUUCGCCAGCUCUGGCCAACUUUGGACAUCUGUAUGGAACGUCUUAUGGCUUUUCACCAUGCAUGCAGAGACUCAGCCGAUACCAGUUUUUGCAUGGACAGAUGGAUGGUGCGUUUCCUAGUCGAAUUCGCAAGCCCUGUCAGCGACAAAGCUUCAGCGCAAGAUCAAAAUGUCUGGUCUUUUUCUGAUUUAGGAAUUGACCAGACCAGUCCAAAAGCUAGAUAA
This is a messenger RNA of Penicillium longicatenatum, 744 nucleotides long. Its product is annotated as putative C6 transcription factor. NCBI's taxonomy places the organism in Eukaryota, Fungi, Ascomycota, Eurotiomycetes, Eurotiales, Aspergillaceae. The coding region runs from base 1 to 744 and encodes 247 amino acids. Gene Ontology annotation, cellular component: nucleus. The transcript has a single exon. The record is from RefSeq and is a predicted model, not a curated record.